AUGCAUCGUCUUUUUGCCGAGCUGGAGCCAUCUUUAACCGUCACAGAGCAAAACCUGGCAGACCGAGUUCGGUAUAUCUUGCGCUCAAAUAUAUUUGAUGUCGCCGAACUCGAACGGCUACGACGUGAGGCUGUUCCCUCGUCGGAUGAGAAUGCUACGGCUGAGGAUGCGGCGCCACAAAUGGUAGAGCAACCCGCAAACGUGGAUGCCGCCGUGAAUACCCCAGUUGUGGUUGAUUCAAACGAUGAUGGAACAGUCGCCCAGGAACUGGAAUUAGAGCAUAUGAGGAGUACAUUGGAAGAGGCGAUUGUGGAAACGCGCAGUACGCCUCUCGAAAAUCGACCGCGACUUCCCCGCAUAGCCCUAAGCAAGCGGAAUCGGGCUGUCGUGAAGGCUCUGAACCCAAUGCUGGUGACCUAUUUGGAAGCCAGAAGGGACCUUUGCGAGACGGACUCAAUUCUUUUUGGCGCCGCGCUGGCAGUCUGCCGUAUCAUAGGCGCCAAGGUUUCCGCGGCUGGACGCGCUGCUGGCCAUAGUAGCGCUAUCCCAGCAUGGAGAAGAAGAAUUGAGGAACGUAUCGCAAAGGCUAGAGCUCUCAUCGGCAGACUGAUAUGCUUCAGAUCAGGCAACAACAGGCCAAGAAUUGUGCGCACCGUCAGGAUGGCGUUUGCUGGGACAAAUGUCAGUUUGUCCCAGCUGGAUAUAACGCAAAAACUAACGGAGCGCAUAGAUGAUCUGAAGCAGAGAAUCGCUGCUUGGGGAAAGCGGAUUCGGCGAUAUACCGAGAGGUCGACACGGUUCAACCAGAAUCGUCUCUUCCAGAGUGAUCAGAAGAGGCUCUAUGAAUCAUUGGAGCGACCAAUGGUAAGUGGAACGGGUCGAGCACCGAAUCAGGCCGACACUGUAGCAUUCUGGCGCGGCCUGUGGUCAGAGCCCGUAAACCACAGCGAGGGCCCUUGGACGGAAGUUGUGGCGAGUCAGUGUGCGGGUAUUACGCCCAUGGACCCCGUCAUCAUAACGCCGGAUGACGUAGCUGAGGCGGUCCGUAGGGCCCCGAACUGGAAAAGUCCGGGGCUUGACGGGCUGCAUCACUACUGGCUGAAGGGGUUCAUGGAAAUCACCGAACACUUUGGCAUCGCGGACGUUGUACGAGGAUUGUGGUCGCCUUACAACUAA
Molecule: messenger RNA, 1176 nt
Organism: Parnassius apollo (apollo)
Lineage: Eukaryota; Metazoa; Arthropoda; Insecta; Lepidoptera; Papilionidae
Source: the annotation of a GenBank genome assembly